UACAUAUACAUAGAAUAGAAAGAGAGGGCAAAGGGAUUUUUAAUGAAGAUUUGCCUUGUAUGAGAGAGAUAAAGGAUAAAUUUAUGAAUGAAAUUUGUGGUUAUAUGAUUUUAAAAUUAUGAAUGAAAUUCAAAUUUCUCAAAUGUGCUAAGCAGUUUCUAUGAAGUAAGCUGUCUGUAUCUUUUUAGCCGUUUGUGGUGUUAUUUACUACUUACUAGUCUAUAGUGAUCUGUGUUUACUAACAAAUAAUUAAUCACAUUCACUUGAUUCUUUGAAAUAAAUUAUAAUAGAAAAAUAAUUUUCAAAAAUGGAAAGUAAUAUUGUUAAUGCUUCCUAUGGAAAAUGUAGGUUCUGUUCAUCAACAGGCCAUCACAGAGACCUCAUGAAAGAAUACAAUUCAAAUGGAAGACGCGAAGUUUAUUACGAAUUGUUUCAAGAAUGUUUUAAUUUAUAUUUGUGUGCAACCAGGUGUUCCCUCAUCUGCUCAUCAUGUGUGCAGAGCCUGCAAGAGGCUAGCAGCUUCCGCAGCAUGGUGGUGGAAGCAGAGAGCCUUAUGAUGAACACACUGGACGAGAAAGAAAGGAUAUUUGUUAAUUUUAGACAAACACCAAAACCUACAGAAAUAGAUGUGAAGCCAGAAAACCUCGCCACAGUGAAACUUGAACAGAGUGACGAACUGGACAGUAUUACUUACGAAUGUGAUGAUGCGUCCGAGGCGUUGUCAGACUACGAGGCUGUGGAAGGGGAGGAAGCAUUGCUGCAACGGUUCUCAGCAGACAUGUUGGCGCCACUGCCUACUGCAGUGAUGCUCAAAAAUAGCAGCUUCUUCCAACAAUUGGAAUUGUUGAAAGAUGAAAUAAUACCAGCAAAAUCAAUAAAGAAUUUAAUAGAACAGUCACCUCGCAAGUCACCAAAGAUAUUCUACAUUACAGAGAAGCUAGCCCAUUCCAACAAUGUCUCGACCAUUCUAGAACAUUCCAACGUCACAGCUUUCAAGAUGAAGAAGAAACCUGGAUACCAGUGCUACUAUUGCAGUAGAAUUUGUGAUACUUUCGAAAAACUACACCAACAUCAGUUAGAAGAAAAUUGUAGAAGAAAUAUCAAGAAUCUACUAAAUAAACUACCAGCAGAGAGUCUAAUAGUCUAUGUGUAUAUAACAGAUGUUAAAUGUACUAUAUGUGAUAGUUUUGUUGCCAACUUAAACGAACUUAAAACGCAUUUGAGUAGAAUACAUAAAAAGAAGUUUUACUCACAAUUCGGUGAUAGAGUUAUACCAUUUAAGUUUACUAAAAACCAAUAUGAAUGUGUGAAUUGUGGUGGUCAUUACGAGACUUUUGGAGCUAUUGAGAGACAUAUGAACGUACAUUUUAGGAAUUAUGUGUGCGAUCAAUGUGGUGCCGGAUAUGUGACCAAAAGUAGAUUGAAAACUCAUGUAAAAUGCUCUCAUUUUAAAGGGAAUUUCCCUUGUGAUAAAUGCAAGAAGACAUUCACAACUAUGUUUAAAUAUAAAUCUCAUGUCGAUGUUGUACAUAAUAUGGUUAAAAAGCAUAAAUGUCCUUAUUGUUUGGAACGGUUUGCAGAUUACCACCAUAGACAAAAACAUAUGGUAGACUCCCAUGGGGAUACCCCAUUGAGAUACAAAUGCAACGUCUGUGACAAUUUAUUCAAAAGGCGUUACGCUUUGUCAUGUCAUAUGAAAAGAAGACAUUUAGAACUCAAAGAUAUUAAAUGUACCCUCUGUUCGUACAAUUGUUAUACAUCUGCUGAAUUAAAGGCACAUAUGGUGAAACAUAACGGUGAAAGGACGUAUGAAUGUGUUGUAUGCAAGAAGUCGUACGCACGGAAAAGGACUCUAAAGGAACAUAUGCGAAUACACAAUAAUGACAGGAGGUAUGUGUGUGUGGUCUGCGGACACGCGUUUGUGCAGAAAUGCAGUCUGAAAGGGCAUAUGAAGGCGCAUCAUAGUGAUCAUCUUGAUAAUGAAAGCUAACUGCAUUAGAUAGUAGUGUGCAAUAGACCACACGACUGAAGUAAGACUUCUUUGAUUAAACAAAAAAGCGCCAUCUAUGAGUCUCCGCCAUAACUGCAUCGCAGCAGGUUCGUGAAGUGUACAAAAUGGGAUUGUUUCAAAAUUAUCUAAAAACGCCAUAUACCUAUUGGUAAAUUAUAAUAACAAACACUGUUUCUUUGAAAAAAAAUUGUAAAUAAUCGAUUACAUAUAUUAAUAUCGCCGAAUAGCGGCGUGAUUUAAAUAUACCCCGUCUGUUCCUACAAUUGUUAUACAUCUGCUGAAUUAAAGGCACAUAUGGUGAAACAUAACGGUGAAAGGACGUAUGAAUGUAUUGUAUGCAAGAAGUAAAGUAAGUAAAGAAAAGGACUCUGAAGGAUAAUAUGCGUAUACACAAUAAUGACAGGAGAUAUGUGUGUGUGGUCUGCGGACAUGCGAUUGUGCAGAAAUGCAGUCUCAAAGGGCAUAUGAAAGGGCAUCACAGUGAUUAUGUCGAUAAUGAUAGCUAAGUGAAUUAGAUAGUACGCCUAGCAAGCGUCAACGAUGUAUACUGUCGAGAGAAAAAAACAAGUGUGCCAUAGACCACACAACUGAAGUAAAACUUAUUUCUAAAAUGAAUAACAAAGCGCCAUCUAUGAACAAGUUCGUGAAGUGUACAAAUAGGGAUUGUUUCGAAGUUCUCUAGGAACGCCAUCUAGUGGUAGUUUAAAAUAAACACUGUUUCUUUACGCAUGUGGAUAGCGGUACGCACGCUACACUAACUUACUUCUUAAAUCAACCGUGCGUAAAGAAGUUUUACUUUAAAAUAGACUAUAUUGUCGGCCAACAACGGUGUAAUUGAAAUAUGGGGUAUAUUUUUGAUGAUCACAAAAACGAAAAUACGACGAAAAACGAUGUAGUGACUGUUGAGAAAACAAUACAAUAUUUCACUUUGGCAACACUCUCUUUAAUCUAUGAACCACUCUUCCUGUAAUGUCUACUUUUGUAAUGUCGGCCCGUAAGAGAUUUUCAUGUGAUCUAAUACCUAAUACAGAAUUAAUCAAGUUCCACUUUGUUUUAUUGGACUACAAGUCCUAACAGUGACUUGUUAUUUGAAUGUUACACCGAGAUACAUAAUUAUUGUUUUGAUAAACAAAAAAUUUGGAAAUUUUGAAACACCCCUAAUGUCAUGAAAUUAUUAAUUAAACUUUCGAUCAUUUCAUCAAUA
Messenger RNA from Bicyclus anynana (squinting bush brown), 3215 nucleotides. RefSeq names its product zinc finger protein 772. The record is from RefSeq and is a predicted model, not a curated record. Bases 308 to 1990 code for a protein of 560 amino acids. Lineage: Eukaryota; Metazoa; Arthropoda; Insecta; Lepidoptera; Nymphalidae. Gene Ontology annotation, molecular function: zinc ion binding. Gene Ontology annotation, cellular component: nucleus. The transcript is spliced from 5 exons.